CCUGAAGUCAGUAAAGGGAGCCGCAGGAAAUGUCUAGGAAGUGGACGAAACCGACUAGAGACACGAGCCAGUCCGGAAUCAACCAUAAGGGAGCCACCGUGGGCGAUUGACUGACCGUCACGUCACCACCGGAAGGGAUAGUUGCUCAUUUAGCAUCUUCCAUCUUCACCAUCUGUAUUGGGCAAAAAAAAAAAGCCAAAGGUGCACCGCGUAUGGCCGCGAGGCGGCCGCCAUUUUGCCGACACACCAUGUGGCAAGGGUGACAGCACGGGGGAAGUGCGGAGAUGAAGCUGAAGCAGCGCGUGGUUCUGCUGUGCGCCGUGCUCCUCCUGCUGGGGUUGGCCAAGAUAUUCCUUCUAGAUGGCGGUGAUGGCUCGGCGGCCAGCCGGCGUGACCUCCGGGCCUUCCGCAAGAUGGAGGCCGGGCUGUCUUUGUCGCGGGGAGCCCGACUGACUCACACCCUGCAGUCACCGUGGGAGAUAGCUAGCCAGUGGGUAGGCCCCCGAGAGGUGUACCCCGAAGAUGCGCCUGAGCUGGCCGCUGUACUCACCGCACUUAGCCAAGCCCGCGUUGAGAGUGCCGAUGUUGGCUUUAAGGGCACGCAGCUCAAGGCCUUGCUGGUGCUGGACGGCGGACAGAAGGUGGUCUUCAAACCCAAGAGAUACAGUCGCGACCACGUGGUGGAAGGGGAGCCGUAUGCCGGUUACGAUCGGCACAAUGCCGAGGUGGCUGCUUUUCACUUGGACAGAAUCCUGGGCUUCAGGAGAGCGCCCCUUGUGGUGGGAAGGUACAUCAACCUGCGCACAGAGCUCAAGCCUGUGGCCAGCGAGCAGCUGCUCGCCACCUUCCUGUCGCAGGGUAACAACACGUGCUUCUACGGAAAGUGCUACUACUGUCGGGAGAGCGAGCCUGCGUGCGGCCAGGGCGACAUCAUGGAGGGAUCUUUGACGCUGUGGUUGCCUGACGUGUGGCCGCUGCAGAAGCACAGACACCCUUGGGGACGCACGUACCGUGAGGGCAAGCUCGCCAGGUGGGAGUACGAUGAGAGCUUUUGCUCCGCGGUGAAGAAGAUGCCGCUGUACGACGCCGGGCCACGCCUGCUGGACAUCAUCGACACAGCCGUCUUCGAUUAUCUGAUUGGGAACGCCGACCGCCAUCACUAUGAGACUUUCCAGGAUGACGGCGGUGCAAGCAUGCUCAUCCUGCUGGACAACGCCAAAAGCUUCGGGAACCCCGCUCUGGACGAGCGCAGCAUCCUGGCACCGCUUUACCAGUGCUGCAUGAUCCGCGUGUCCACCUGGAACCGGCUCAGCCUGCUGCGGGGCGGUGCCCUGAGCGCGGCCAUGCGGCAGGCGCUAGCGUUCGACCCCAUCCGGCCCGUCCUGGCCGAGCCGCACCUGGCCGCUUUGGACCGCCGCCUAGCCGGCGUGGCGACUGUCGUCAAGCAGUGCAUUGAGGCCCACGGUGCGGAAAACACCCUAGUGGAGGACCGCGUAAACCUGCCGCAUCCAUGAAAAUGAUAGCAGACUUUUUCUGAGUGAAACUCUGAAGACCGCUAAGCAGACGCCAUUGUGAUAGUUGUCAGAUAGGAGACAAAAAAGCCAAGUGUAAAUAGUUAAAAGAAAUACCAGACACUAAAAGUGUGUCAAUUAUAAUAUUAUUGCAUAACAGUGUGUGUGGGUGUUGUUGCGCGCGUGCUUGUGAGAGGAAAGUCGCCAUACUGUGCCGUUAAGCUACUGACAUCACAGACUUGAAAAGGGGGGAAAGGGGGCGGGGCUUGGGCAUGCAGAGGUCCAUCUUCAAUAUUAAACAUAACCUCCAUUUCACUUGUCUGUUUUUUGGUAUAACAUUUUGGGGGGAAAACUUUUUUUAUCAGUUAAGGUUCAUAUUUGACACAAUGAAAAAAUAAUAAAGCCUCAGACCAGGUAUGACUCCAAGCAUUCCCCGGAGCUUAGCCUUCUCUGACUGUGUACAAGUAUUACCUCUUUGCUUGUCAGCUUUUGGGUGAUUCUCAUGACAGCUAUGCAUGAUGGUAAUGAAAGACAUUUACCAAAGCUAGCAGAAUGCAAUGAUGACUUGUCAUUUUUUCAUCAACUGUUUGAGUUCCCUAUUAUUUUAUUUGCAGUAAAAUAUCUACUUGAUUAAGCUCUAAAAUCAUGUAAUGUUACACAUUAUGGUAAUGAUCGCCUAUGGUGGGGAAGUAGGCAUAUGUAAAAAUUAAUAUCAAAAAAGGCCAAACAAUCUUAGCUUGUCCUUACCUUACAAAAGCCUUACUUUCUUUGUGGUGCAUUAUGGGUCAGAAAAACUUAAAAAAAACAACAACAACAAAACAAACACUGAUUAUGAUGCAACCAUGAACAGUGCAACAGUCAUGAGAAUGGAAAAAUUCUGUUCAAUUCAGUCAAGAUAAUUUACCCUUUUUUUAACCUGUCCUGUUCAGCUGUUUGACAUUGAGAAUGGAAGUCUAAGUGCCCGGAUGGUCUGAACAGUUUUAAUGUUUCACAUUGAGAGUCUGACAUACUCCCAUUGUGAUCAUUCAACAUACCUCGUUUAUUAUGACAAAGCAGCAAACAGGAAGGGGUUAUGGGUGUACAGAAGAAAAGAAACACAAGAAAGAAAAAAACUACAAGAAAUACAUUGAACGUCUAUACUGUACUUAAUACUAAUAUGUUGGCGCUAUCAUCAGCUAGAUGUAUUUCUGGUUGACACCAUGUGGGGGACCUGUUGACCAGGGAAAGAGAGGGAUGGGGGUGGGGGAGUCUAUAAGCUAAGUGAUUGAAAGGGGUAGAGUGUACACAAAUCAGUUCUGUGAUCUAGAACCCAGUGAUCGUGUGAAUCCCUUGUGAGUGUAAGCCCGUUGGCGACCAACCCUACGCCGCCCAUAUCAGCAAUUCCUGGCCUGUGACCCCCCACCCGAGCGUGCCCCAUCACAUCCAGCCGCAUGCAAGGCACGCGACAGCCACACAGAUGAGCGGAGACGCCACGCGGCUGCCAACCCAGGGCCACGGCCCCCCAUCCAGCCACCCUGGGAAGGGAGGGCGGGCGGGGGGGUUCAGCGCA
Molecule: messenger RNA, 3060 nt
Organism: Corythoichthys intestinalis (scribbled pipefish)
Lineage: Eukaryota; Metazoa; Chordata; Actinopteri; Syngnathiformes; Syngnathidae
Gene: fam20b
Product: FAM20B glycosaminoglycan xylosylkinase
Exons: 8
Coding region: 285-1514 (409 amino acids)
Biological process (GO): proteoglycan biosynthetic process
Cellular component (GO): Golgi apparatus
Molecular function (GO): phosphotransferase activity, alcohol group as acceptor
Source: RefSeq, a predicted model, not a curated record